CUCUCUCUCCCUCUCACACAUACACACAUACAGAGACACAUACACUUCGUUCAGAUCGUCUUCGAUGGAGCUUUCUCCUUUAUUAAUGGGGUUCAGUGAGCAUCGUCUGGAGCCCACGAAAGGUGGUGAUCAUGAGGAGCAUGUGAUCGUGUCUUCUUCUUCUUCUUCUUCUUCUUCUUUCAGUGCCAUUUGAAGAAAGGGUCUGUUCAUCGAAAUCUUGCCAAGUUUCUUCAUUGGGUUCUUUAAUCAUCUGCCGAUAUCCGAGGACAGGAUGUUGGACGACGUGCUGCAUCCGCCUCAACAGCUUCCAACUGAUGAUAUGUCGAGCCCGUUAAGUGCUCAACUGUUAGAACUUUGCGACCCCGAAUUAUUUUCGGAAAGUAUACAGAACUCUGAGAUCACAUCGUGUUCAAACUGCUGCUAUGAAGAUUUCCCUGAUUCCUCCAAAUUUUCUUUACCUGAAGAUUCGCAAAACUUUGGCGAUCUCCUGCAGGAAGACUAUGGAAUCAAUACUAACACGAUGGCCACGACUCCAACCACGAUUACAAGUAACACCACGACCGCCGCCACUAUUAACUAUAAUGGAAAUCAGACAGCAAUCUUUGGUCUGCAAGAAGAUAUCAAUAAUGACAUUUCUGCUUCGAUUGAUUUCUCUCCCUCCCCUCCGUUUUUGGUUUCCCCAUUCGUCUGUCCUCAACAAGACCACCUGAUGAUGGAUUUCCCUUCAGUGCAGCUGACAGAAAACCAACUUCCACUGACCAAUAGCACUGACAGGCUACCAAAUUGUACUUGCGAAACUAUGUCGCCGUUAAUUGGCCCUCCAUUGAUUGCCUCAGUGUUCAAACAUGAUUGCUUGUCCUCUGUGCCUCCAUAAAUUCCUUUGGGCCCUGCGUCGCCUUCGUGCUCCUUCAUUGGCCCGAUGACGUACAUGCCGGGGAAUAUGACUGGCACAUUAUCUUCAGAUAGCUCGGGGAUCUUCUCAGGAAGUGUUCUGAUAAAAGCAGAAUUGCAAACUCGAGAUUUGGAUUACCAGGCUGACAAUAACGGUGGAAUCUUUUGCUCAGAUCCGACCCAGGUGCUUAUUCCUGAGGAC
Messenger RNA from Syzygium oleosum, 1093 nucleotides. RefSeq lists its product as uncharacterized. Lineage: Eukaryota; Viridiplantae; Streptophyta; Magnoliopsida; Myrtales; Myrtaceae. The record is from RefSeq and is a predicted model, not a curated record. Bases 272 to 874 code for a protein of 200 amino acids. The transcript is spliced from 2 exons.